AUGGCCACCAUCGCCGCCAAGGACCAGGUACGGGUCACCCAGACCGAAAGGGACCCCGAAACCAAGCUGGGCCCCGAGAGUUCUACCACCUCUGUGAACACCAUCCCGCCACUUGGGGUACCUCGACAGGAGAAGCGGUUCUGGUUUCAAAGGACGGCAGAGUACGACGCCGACGCCGUCGCCACACAGCCCAGCGUUUUUGACGACCCAGACACAGCGAAGAACUACCUCCCACCACCGGAAUGGGAGAAUACUCACAGAUUUGACCCCUUGGCACGGUGGACCUGGCGCGAGGAGUACCGGCUUGUGCGUAAAGUCGACUUCCGGAUCAUGAUAUGGGCCUGUAUCAUGUUCAUGGCUCUCGAGCUCGACCGAGCAAACCUUGGCCAGGCUCUGACGGACGACUUCCUCAAGGAUCUCCACUUAACCACGGAUGACUACAACCUGGGCAACACCGUCUUCAAGCUCGCUUUUUUGUGUGCCGAGCUCCCGUCCCAGCUGGUUUCCAAGUGGAUGGGCCCAGAUCGCUGGAUCCCAGCCCAGAUGACACUGUGGAGUAUUGUAGCCAGCGCCCAGUUCUUUUUGUCUGGACGGUCGUCCUUUAUCGCCACCCGCGCGUUGCUGGGAAUGCUCCAGGGGGGUUUUAUUCCCGAUGUGAUAUUGUACCUCUCGUACUUUUACAAGCAUCACGAGCUUAGUUUGCGUCUCGGUUUCUUCUGGACAGCCAUGAGUAUCGCCGACAUUCUGUCAUCGCUGCUUGCGUACGGAAUCUUGCACAUGCGUGGUGUCCAGGCCUAUUCCGGCUGGAGGUGGCUGUUCCUGCUUGAGGGACUGUUGACUCUCGUCAUCGGGCUUUUUUCAUUUCUGCUGAUGCCGGCAGGGCCGAGCCAAACCGCAAGCUGGUUCCGCGGCAAGAAUGGAUGGUUCAGCGAGCGUGAGGAAACGAUUAUUGUAAACCGGGUAUUACGUGAAGACCCGAGUAAAAGUGAUAUGCACAACCGCCAGCCCAUCACCCUCGGCCUCCUGUGGCAGAGUCUCAAGGAUUACGAUCUCUGGCCGCUAUACAUACUGGGACUCACAUUCCAGAUCCCAAUGACACCACCUGCCCAGUACCUCACCCUAAAUCUCAGGAGUCUGGGUUUUGAUACCUUCCAGACGAACCUGCUUGCGAUCCCUUACACUGUCGGCCAUAUCAUAACCAUGCUUGGGUUGACUUACCUUGCCGAAAUUCUAGGCGAGUUGACAUUGCUCGCUGGGUUCGGGCAGGUCUGGGCGCUGCCGUUUCUGAUCUACCUCAACGUUGCCGACACGGCCAACGCUAGCCGCUGGGUGAUCUAUGCUGUCACCACACUCUUGCUCGCCUAUCCCAAUGCCCAUCCCAUCCAAGUCGGAUGGAACUCCCGCAAUUCCAACACGGUUCGGUCACGGACAGUAUCUGCCGCCUGCUACAACAUGUUUGUGCAAGCCAGCGCUCUUAUCUCUUCCAAUAUCUACCGCUCUGACGACGCACCCCUCUACAACCGCGGAAACAGACAGCUCCUCGCCAUCGCUUGCAUGAAUAUUGUUAUCUACGGCCUCGUUAAGGUAUACUAUGUCCGCCGUAACAAGCAGCGCGACACCAAAUGGAACGCCAUGACACCCGAGGAGCGGUUGCACUACCUUGCUACGACAACUGAUGAAGGGAACAAGAGGCUGGAUUUCCGGUUCCAGCAUUAG
Messenger RNA from Dichotomopilus funicola, 1716 nucleotides. Its product is annotated as major facilitator superfamily domain-containing protein. NCBI's taxonomy places the organism in Eukaryota, Fungi, Ascomycota, Sordariomycetes, Sordariales, Chaetomiaceae. Gene Ontology annotation, biological process: transmembrane transport. Bases 1 to 1716 code for a protein of 571 amino acids. The transcript is spliced from 10 exons. The record is from RefSeq and is a predicted model, not a curated record. Gene Ontology annotation, molecular function: transmembrane transporter activity. Gene Ontology annotation, cellular component: membrane.